AUGAAGGCAGGAAAACUGGCACUGAGAAUCCUGGCGAUAAGCCUUUGCAUUUGGCUAACCAGUGGAGCCACCUCAUCAACAACAUCCACCGAAGCAUCAACGACAACAACAACCACUACGACCAGCACCACCACAACCACGACGGCCGCCACCACAACCACCAAAAAGUCGACGGUGCAUCGCAAAAGGGUAUAUUUGAAUGGCUUCAAGUACUCGAUAAAGCGAAAGGUGUACAAAGCCUCCACUGGGACUUCCAAAAACAAGAACCGAUCAGGCAGACGCAACUCUCGCCGCCGAAACAACAAGCUGUUCAGACGCCGCAAUCAGGGAUAA
Molecule: messenger RNA, 333 nt
Organism: Drosophila rhopaloa
Lineage: Eukaryota; Metazoa; Arthropoda; Insecta; Diptera; Drosophilidae
Product: protein new-glue 3
Exons: 1
Coding region: 1-333 (110 amino acids)
Source: RefSeq, a predicted model, not a curated record